This is a messenger RNA of Ambispora gerdemannii, 426 nucleotides long. The record is from the annotation of a GenBank genome assembly. Lineage: Eukaryota; Fungi; Glomeromycota; Glomeromycetes; Archaeosporales; Ambisporaceae.
AUGGAAAGCAGUUACAAUACUAUUAUCAGAUUAAAGGUAUUGAAGGCUUUGAAUAUAAAUCAAGAAUCAUCUUCAGAUUAUACUCAAGAAGAUAUUGCACAAAAUAUUAGAACAUUGAAAAUAAAACUCAGUUCACCUAUGACUGAUAUGAAUGUAAAUAUUUAUGGGACUCUUAAAAAAAAUAUUGAUGAAAAUUUAGAUAUCUCUGAACUCACUUGGAAAAAUCCAAUCACAAGUAUGGAAUCUCGAGAGAAUAUGAAGUGUGGAGUUCCUCGCUUAAUUUCUUCUAGGGUUGACGAGUUUAUAGAAAACUUUAACGAAAUAGAUAAUUUUGACCAUAUUAGAAAUAUUAUGCAUAAUAAAACAUGGAAAGAGGAUGAGUUUGAAUUAUUAAAAAUGGUGGAACGAAUACUUGGUGUAUUAUAA